GGCUCACAGGACUCUUCGUGCAGUGUGCAUCUGGCAGUUGUCGCCAUCAUAUUGAGCUAAACAUCAAGCUAGCCUGUAAGUCAAGGAUAUAAAGUUAAUGACAUCAUUAACGCAUCUCUAUGUUCCUGUUAUGAUGUUGUUAUCCGGACCAGGACUGGCGCGGUUGUAACAUUGUGUAGUUUAACGUCACUCUCACGCUAGCAGAGGCUAGUUUUCAGCGCACACAUUAGCCGGAGUCUUGAGAAGCAGCGAGGGGCGGAAGGCUGCGACGAGAUAGCAGCUAACUAGCUAGCAGCUAACUAGCUAGCAGCUAGCUGGCUGCCAAGCAAAACACCGAGCUACACAUAUCCACGUUAAAGUGGAGAAAGCGAGUUUGAUGCUCGCCGGUUUCUGGCGCAUUUCAAGUCGGCAACGCACCUUAGCCAAGGAGCUAACAGCGGCACGCAGCUAGCUGCGACUCUGCUGAGAAACGGAGGGUUUGUAGCUGACAAAGCUAACACAACACGACGCUGGGGAUUGGUCUGCUAAACUGGAGCUGGCAUCGUCACAUCUCCCGUCUCUGAAACCUGGCUGUUGGGCUGGACAACCAAGAAGAUGUCUGAGGGAGAGAACAAGCAGGCCUCAGACACUGCCCAGGAAGUGAAGGCAGAAUCCAUUGCAGCUGCACCCACGGGUCAAACAGUGUCAUCCGUGUCCCCCCCUGUCUCCAUGGUGACCCAGCCUCCAGCUACGGCUGCCACAGAGGAUGAGGAAGAGGAGAGCGAGGAUGAGUCUGAGAUUUUGGAGGAAAGCCCUUGUGGACGUUGGCAGAAACGCAGAGAAGAGGUGAAUCAGCGCAACGUCCCUGGGAUCGAUAAUGCAUACUUGGCCAUGGACACUGAGGAAGGAGUUGAGGUGGUGUGGAAUGAAGUCAUGUUCUCAGAGAGGAAGAAUUUCAAACUACAGGAGGAAAAAGUCAAAGCAGUUUUUGACAAUCUGAUCCAGCUGGAGCAUUUGAACAUUGUGAAGUUCCACAAGUACUGGGCAGAUGUCAAAGAGAACAGAGCGAGGGUCAUAUUCAUCACCGAGUACAUGUCCUCAGGAAGUCUCAAACAGUUUUUGAAAAAGACGAAGAAAAACCACAAGACCAUGAAUGAAAAGGCCUGGAAGCGCUGGUGCACACAAAUACUCUCUGCUCUCAGCUACCUGCACUCAUGUGAACCUGCCAUCAUUCAUGGCAACUUAACCUGUGACACCAUCUUCAUCCAGCACAACGGCCUCAUCAAGAUUGGCUCAGUUGCUCCAGACACCAUCAAUAACCAUGUGAAAACCUGCCGGGAAGAGCAGAAGAGCCUUCACUUUUUUGCUCCAGAAUAUGGAGCUGUUGCCAAUGUUACCACAGCUGUGGAUAUCUAUUCCUUUGGAAUGUGCGCAUUAGAGAUGGCCGUGUUGGAAAUCCAGAGUAAUGGAGAUUCGUCUUAUGUGUCCCAAGAAGCCAUAAACAGUGCCAUUCAGUCCCUAGAGGACCCAUUGCAGCGGGAAUUUAUCCAGAAGUGUCUGGAGGUAGACCCCUGUAAGCGACCCACAGCUAAGGAGCUGUUGUUUCACCAGGCCUUGUUUGAGGUGCCCUUACUCAAGCUGCUGGCUGCACACUGCAUCGUCAGCCACCAACAUAUGAUUCCAGAAAAUGCUUUAGAAGAGAUGACAAAGAACAUGGACCCUAACUUGGUGAUUGUUGAGGCCAAGGACGGAGUUCAGAUGAAGCUCUCUCAGUUUCCUGCCCUAGAGCUGGACAAGUUCCUGGAAGAUGUGAGGAAUGGCAUCUAUCCUCUAACUGCAUUUGGCGUACCGUGUCCACAACAACCUCAGCAGGAGGCAGUGAAGUCGCCCAUAGUGCCCCCAUCAGUGAAAACCCCGACUCCUGAACCUGCAGAACUCGAGACCAGGAAGGUCCUUCAGAUGCAGUGCAAUAUUGAGCCUGUUGAUGAGGGAUCCAAGCAUCAUCUGACCUUGUUGUUGAAACUUGAGGAUAAAUUGAACAGACACUUAAGCUGUGAUUUGUUACCAAAUGAGAACGUGCAGGAGCUGGCUGUGGAGCUUGUUCAGCUGGGAUUCAUCAGUGAGGGCGAUCAACCACGACUUGCAUCGGUUCUUGAAGAGGCCUUUUCAAAGUUCUACAGCCGGAAUGGUUCUCUCAAUCCGGUGACCGUUUCCUCGUAGCGGAGGACUCCGUAGGCCUUCUGUCAGCCCUCCUCCUCCUCUACAAAAGGACUAGCUUUUUUCUCCACCCCUGGUUUGCAGGAAAGCUUUGUGAGGACAGAGGAGGGAAGCCUUGGUCUGGUUGCAGAUCCUGCAGCCUGUUUAUCUUCUGGUGGGAAAAGCUGCCACUAAGUGGUUGUCGCUUUGAAUCUUCUUUUUUUUUUUCUUUUUUUUUUUUCUCCCACCCAAUACAGCCAUCUGCUUCUCUUUUUAAGAGAAAUCCUAGUUGCAACUUAAAGGAAAAUACAAAUGUUUUCACUUUGUUGGCACUUAUUUCUUUCAGCUUUCAAAUUGUGAAGAAAGAGGUAAGCUACAUUAAACUGGAUGACAGCAGUAUUUUCCUUAAGUCAGUAUUAAAACUGUAUUUUAAACAUUUUUACUUAAAACUGUUCAAUAGUUGUCUGUAUAAAAAAGAAAUCGUUGUCCCGGCAUACUGAAGUGUAUAUAUUAUGGUGUUGUAAGGUUAGGUCUGGUUUUCUGGUCCCUUAAACUUUCUCUUCAGCAGCGAGUGGGGCUUCUUCCUACCUUGUAUCGGCUUUCGAAGACUCUCUAACUGCAUCAAGCUAGUAAUGCAACAGUUGCAAUGUCACUUUUACUUCAAAAUUCUGUAAUUAUACAAAGCAGUCAUGAAAUAUGCAGCUGCAACACAAUUUGAAGAGUUGUAGCUUAAAUCUAACUAUUUAUUUGUGUAUUUUUCUUGUGAGUAAUGUAAUCCACUUCCAGCACUGAGGCCGGUGGUUGUUUGAAUGUAUACUUUAAUUUGCUAUCUUUCUUUAAAUCGUUAUUUUGCUACAAAAAGAGGGUGUCAUCACUUGACUGUGGUCCAACUACUACUUUAGUUUCUGUUUUCCAAGCAGCCCAUCACAGCACUUAUCGAUCAGGUCUAGAUUAAUCAAAAGUUGUCUUUACGUGACAUUUCACAAAGGAGAGGUUGGUUAGAUUUAUGUGAAGACGUUUUGCGUUGAAGCACAUGAUCUGGUUUUCAAGAGGUUUAGUAAAUGCAUGUUUGCUUUUCUGUGUCUAAAUGGAAACUGAUGCAUGCAACAAGCAUUGCUUCUGGAGUUGGUUCAUUCUCAGUUUAACAGCGAUGGUUAUAGAGUUAUGCAAUUAAUAAUGCGGAGGACGUUUUGUAAGCUUAGGCCUGUCAACAUUAGGUUGUGUGACUCUUGAGUCAUUUGUGCUUUUCAUGGCCGAGGUAUUCUGUGUUACACCAGACCUAUAACUUUGUCCUCGCCAUGUAGAUAUUGGCUUAUACCCCCCCUUCAAUGUUAACUGUUUGUGACACAUUUUUUUGUCAGGGUCUGUAGAUACUUUGAGAUACAAGUGUGGAACUGCCUGGCAUGCUUGUUACCAUCUUGUACAGUGUAUGCUGGACACAGUGCUCUGUUUCUGCAAUGCAUUUACCCUCUUUUUCACUUCCUGAAAUAAAUAUUCACACUUCA
This is a messenger RNA of Anoplopoma fimbria (sablefish), 3680 nucleotides long. RefSeq names its product nuclear receptor binding protein 1 (gene nrbp1). Gene Ontology annotation, biological process: intracellular signal transduction; protein phosphorylation; endoplasmic reticulum to Golgi vesicle-mediated transport. NCBI's taxonomy places the organism in Eukaryota, Metazoa, Chordata, Actinopteri, Perciformes, Anoplopomatidae. Gene Ontology annotation, cellular component: endomembrane system; cytoplasm. The coding region runs from base 595 to 2199 and encodes 534 amino acids. Gene Ontology annotation, molecular function: protein kinase activity; ATP binding. The transcript has 18 exons. The record is from RefSeq and is a predicted model, not a curated record.